Hyaloscypha bicolor E is the source of this 1500-nucleotide messenger RNA. RefSeq lists its product as uncharacterized. NCBI's taxonomy places the organism in Eukaryota, Fungi, Ascomycota, Leotiomycetes, Helotiales, Hyaloscyphaceae. The transcript is spliced from 6 exons. The record is from RefSeq and is a predicted model, not a curated record. The coding region runs from base 1 to 1500 and encodes 499 amino acids.
AUGGGCGAUCUUGACUGUGCUGUCAAGGUUAGCGAUGAAGGGGUAGUGGCUAUACCUUUCGGUCACAGGGAUCGUGCUCGUACUUUGAAUAUUCUUGGAAACAGGCUUCUUGAACGAUCUUACGCAACCGGGGAAGGUUGGAAUUCUCCGAAUACGGAACCGUCCAGGCGCAUCAAACUAGCCCGGGAUGCAGCAAAAUUCGCUGGCCUCGCUUCUAGGGCGGCGGCCACUGCUCUAAGCGCAGGAAAGGAAGCCUAUUAUGCCUUGCAGCUCCUCGAACUCGGUCGUGGCAUCAUUGCUGGUCUGUUAAUGGAGGUCCGCAGAGAUAUUUCUAAUCUUGGGCAGCAGCAUCCUGAUCUGGCAAACGGUAACACCUCUUCCUGGGAAUCGCAAGCUAGCAGACGUCUUGAAGCGGACCAGGAAUUCGAGAAGCUCCUCAUCAAGAUUCGUGCUCAGCCUGGGUUCGAGAACUUUCUUCUCCCGCCGACUGUGGAUGAAUUGAUAGCGGGGGCAGACCUAGACCCUAUCGUAGUCGUUAACGUAAGUUUCUAUCGGUGCGAUGCGUUCCUCGUUGAGCGGUGUCAAAUUAGGGCUUUGGAAUUGCCCCAAUUGAGCCUGGAAGAAGUCGAGAAAAGAGCCAAGAACCUGGGAUCGGAUCUGACGACAACACUGGCUUGGCUCUGGCGUGUCGUUGCGUAUCCUUGCUUAGAGGCACUAGGGUUUACCCAACCUCCUUCUGGCGAUAACUGGCCUCGUAUAUGGUGGAUCCCUACAGGAGCACUCAGCCAUUUCCCACUUUAUGCGGCGGGACGUUACUUCGACAGCUCUAAGGAAACAGUGCUUGAUAGAGUCAUGUCGUCAUACAGCUCAUCAGUGAAGGCACUGAUAUACGGGCGCCGACAGCGUGUUCGAAUGCCAGCGCCCUCGGAAUCAGAGGAUGCUCUUCUAGUUUGCAUGCAAAAGACACCAGAUCAAUCGGAACUCAUUUUUGCCGCGCCCGAAGUGGCGAUACUAAAAGACCUCUGCCUAUUAUUGAAUCUAAGGCUGGUUAAGCUACCACAGCAACGCCGGGAAGACGUCUUAGCGCAUUUGCGCAUUUGCAAGAUAUUCCAUUUUGCCGGCCAUGGAGAGUCGGAUCCCUCGGAUCCUUCGAGAAGCCGCUUGCUCCUUGAAGACUGGAAGACUACACUAUUGACUGUGUCAGAUCUUCCCUAUCUCUCUGCUUGCUCGACCGGCGCAAACAAAGUAAAGGGACUUACUAAUAAAGCAAUCCAUCUUAUUAGCGCCUACCAGCUUGCCGGGUUUCGCUAUAUUGUUAGAAUGCUUUGGGAAGUAGAUAAUAAGUAUUCUGUUAAUACGGCUAGAGCGACUAAUAAGGCAAUAGUACUAGGGGUUUAUAAUACUACUAGGCUCCUACAAGAGAAAACUCAUAAAGGAUCUAGCCGGACUAGAGGUAUAGAGAAUUAUAUAAUUCCGGAAGAAGGUAUUCCCUUUAUAUAA